Molecule: messenger RNA, 459 nt
Organism: Sphaeroforma arctica JP610
Lineage: Eukaryota; Ichthyosporea; Ichthyophonida
Exons: 5
Coding region: 1-459 (152 amino acids)
Biological process (GO): protein import into mitochondrial intermembrane space
Cellular component (GO): mitochondrial intermembrane space
Molecular function (GO): protein-disulfide reductase activity
Source: RefSeq, a predicted model, not a curated record
AUGUCGUAUUGUAGAGACGAGGAGAACGGCAAAGACAAGGUCGUGUUUCUGACUGAAGAGGACAACGACGAGUUAUUACAACAGAGCAGUGCCGUGCUAGAAGCAGAUGAUGGCGUUGAGGAGGUCGAUCCUGAUGACCAGCGUACGGCUAUUGGACCGGAUGGCGAGAUAGACUGGGACUGUCCGUGUUUGAAGGGCAUGGCACAUGGCACUUGCGGACAAGAAUUCAGGGACGCCUUUUCGUGUUUUGCCAAGAGUGAAGCCGAACCGAAGGGCAUGGACUGUGUGGAUGCCUUUGAGUUGAUGCAGGGUUGUAUAAAGGCACAUCCGGAGGAGUACGGACAGUACGACAGAGAUAAUGACGACGAUGAUUUGGACGAGCAAGUGGGAGCAGAAGGCGCGGCUGCUCCCAGCACAGAGACAAAGGCAGAGGAAACACCCGUAGAGUCUAAACAAUAG